Drosophila obscura is the source of this 3379-nucleotide messenger RNA. RefSeq names its product zinc finger protein 585A. Gene Ontology annotation, molecular function: DNA-binding transcription factor activity, RNA polymerase II-specific; RNA polymerase II cis-regulatory region sequence-specific DNA binding. Lineage: Eukaryota; Metazoa; Arthropoda; Insecta; Diptera; Drosophilidae. The coding region runs from base 50 to 3166 and encodes 1038 amino acids. Gene Ontology annotation, biological process: regulation of transcription by RNA polymerase II. The transcript has 8 exons. The record is from RefSeq and is a predicted model, not a curated record.
UGUGCUGCAACAGUGCUGCAAAAACUAUACUGUGCAGCGCGGCGACGCUAUGUCUCAGUAUAUAUGCCUCUCGUGCAUUCAGGCCGCCCAAAAUGCAUAUCGUUUCAAGUUAAUAUUGGAACAAAGCAUGGCAAAUUAUCGUCAACUUACCAUAAAAAAAACAAAGAAGCCACCUGCGGCGGCCACCACACGUUGUCAUUUAGUAUUGGCAAAAGUUUCGGAUAAUGAAGAAACGUAUACCAUAACAAAUAGCGACGAGGAGGAGGAUCUUAUGCGUGCAAACGAAAGCAAGGAGAUGGAGCCAGAGCACGAAGUCGCGGUGCCGGCCGAUAAGUUGGACGACGUAGUUGAGCAUUACAUUUAUGAUGAGUUUCGCAAGUGCAUCAUCUUUCCCUCUGAAAGAAAUGAGAAAGAUCCAAUGACUGAAAUGCAGACGGAGACAGUCCUCACUUUUAACAUUGACACGGAUGAUGCGGUUGAGGAAGACACUUGCAUAUUGAGGAAUCCUCUAACGGAAUUCGCUGAUAGACAGGCUCGUAUGAAGAUGAGCGUUGAAAUGGAACAAAUACCCGAGCUGGCUCAGGUGCCAGAAUCAACACUUAAGAAUGUAAUAUUAGAGAACGAUACCACAAAAGAGGAGGCACGCAUAUGCAAGAAAGUAAAAAAGAUGCAUGAAACUGGGACAACUGAUCGGCAGCAUUUCAAUAAAGAGGACUCUCCAGAUGUGAUGGAACUUCUCAUGAGCAUAUCAACGGAUACCGAGAAGGGCGAAACUGAUACCCAGUCGAAGUUAAUACCAUUUGAGUGCAGGUGGUGCAGCAAGGUAAUUUCGCGCGAAGAAAAUAUAAAAUGGCAUGAAUUGCGUCAAUGUGGCAAGGUGUCGUAUGUCUGCCAGGUGUGUGGCAACGCAUUCAUGACUAAGUUCCAGCUAAGUAGACACACGUCCUGUCACAAUAACAAGCAGACGUCCAAAAGAAAACCUCUUGGAAAUAAGAACACGCCGUCACCCAAAAAGAAGAAACCAGAAGACAGUCACAAGAAUGAUCGUCAGGAUCGUAAGGAGAGCAUUUCUCCCAGAAAAAAUCGUAGCACCGAAGAAUUUCCAUGUCCGGAGUGCAACAAGAGGUUUGACUCGAAGGAAAAGCUCGAUUUUCACAUGAAUGAGAUGUGCCAUAAAUGUCCCCAGUGCUCACGCUUCUAUGCAAAUAAACGCAGUCUAAUGCGACAUCUCAAGGAUCACAAUACAUUGGAACUCUUUGAUUGCCGCCGUUGCCCGCGCUCAUUCACGGAAAUCGAUGACUUCCUGGUGCACAAGAACACCCACAAAAACGAUGGACCAUUUAACUGCAUUCAAUGCAAUGCAGAAUUCAACGACGUAAUUUAUCUGCAGAUCCACGCUAAGCUGGAGCAUAGCCAAGAAGUUACAGAACCUUCAAAACUGAAGCAAAGCCAAGGAGAUACUGGAGCUACUCCCCGUAGUUCCACGAAACGGAACAAAUCGGAUCACCAUCAAGAACAAGGGCAACUGGAGCGCAGCCAAAAUGAUACAUUAGCCUCAAAACUGGAGCGCAGCCAAGGAGAUACAGAAGAACUAAAACUGGAGCAUAGCCAAGGAGAUACAGGAGCUACUCCCCGUAGGGCCAGGAAACAGAUCAAAUCGGAUCGCCAUCAAGAACAAGAAGUUACUAGAGGUAGUCCCUGUGGGGCCAGGAAACAGAUAAAAUCGAAGCAGAUUGAUUCAGAAAUGCUUUCCCCAAGUCUCUCAAGGAGUCCAUCAUUGCCAAAGAAGAUGAAGUGCGGCGACGACACCGACGAUACCGACGACACUGAUACAUUAAGCCAUACCAAGAGCCCAUCACUGCCAAAAAAAUUGAAUUUUGCGUGCAAGAAGUGCGAUGAGAAAUUUACGUCAGUAACUUCACUGUCUGCUCACACUCAUACGCACUCGGACGUCGGAUGUCCUCACCACGAGUGCACGUUUUGCAAGAAGACAUUUAAUCGCAAAUAUAAACUGGUUGAGCACAUUCGUAAUCACACUGGCGAACGUCCUUACGAGUGCUCGCACUGCGACAAGAAAUUUCAGCUCAAGCGCUCCCUGGAUAGUCACAGUCUUGUCCACACUAUUGGGGAUCGUCCUUUCGCUUGCUCGCAUUGUAGCAAGACAUUUUUGAGCAAGUAUGACCUGAAUGAGCAUGCUUGUACGCACUCUGCCGCUCGUCUUUACGAGUGCACACAGUGCGACAAAAAAUAUACGUCGAAGCAAAACUUGGACAGGCACCUUCUUUUUCACGCUGGGAAACUUCCUUACAAGUGCUCGAACUGUGGCAAGAAAUUUGUGAGCAAGCAUGAAUUGAUUGGACACGCUCUUACGCACUCUGACUCUCGUCCUUACAAAUGCUUGAUUUGCGAGAUGCCAUUUAAGACUAAGUAUUCGCUACAAAGGCAUGGUCUUGUACACUCUGGCAAGCGUCCUCACGAGUGCUUGGAUUGCGGCAAGAAAUAUUCUCGCAAGAACUCUCUAGAUAGGCACAGGCUUCUUCACAUUACUCUGGUUCGUCCUUUCGCGUGCUCGCAUUGCGACAUGAAAUUUUUGCGCAAGGAUGAAUUGAAUGGACACGUUCGUAAGCACUCUGACGAACGUCCUUACGAGUGCACGCAGUGCCACAAAAAAUUUAAGGCCAAUCAAUCGUUGAUUAGGCACACUCAAAUUCACACUGGCGAACGUCCUUACGAGUGCUCGCAGUGCGACAAAAAAUUUGCGAAAAAGUACGACCUAAAGGAGCACACUCUUAUUCACAUUGGCGAAUGUAAUUUCAAAUGCUCAGAUUGUGGCUUGAAGUUUCUGCGCAGGCGUGACCUGGUUGCGCACGCUGUUAUUCACACUGGCGAACGUCCUUACAAGUGUUUAGCUUGCAACAAGAAAUUUCGAUCAAAGUAUUUCCUGGAAUCGCACACCAGCAAGUACACGGAUAAAGGUCCCUACAACUGCAGGCUCUGCGGCAUUAAAUUUGAGCAAGGGUGUGUGCUAAAUCAACAUGUUACUCUUACCCACGAGUCUCACGAGUGCUUGCCCUGCGACAGAAAAUUCAGUUCAAUUGCAGAUCUUGACGAACAUAUGCGAGGACGAAAGUUUCAAACUGGAGAUGCACAAAAUGGCGGCGUCUAACAACGUGGCGAGCUUAACUAAAGAAAAUAUGCAUGGAAAGCGUUUGGUUGAAAAUCAGGACGAUGAAUGUGCUUGAAGAUUUAUUUUUUACUUAACGACAUUUAUUUAGAAAAAAUUUGCAGAACUUUAAUGAAUAAUUCUGUGGUUAGGUUUAUAUUUUUGAUUUCGCCAAAAAGACUGGAAGUUGGUUCCUAAUUUUGUUAACUAUUCUUA